AUGGGACAGUCUUCUUCUACGGCUCGAAAUUCAUCCGAUAUUGGCUAUCCGGAUUAUCUGACCCCGGACUCGAUUGUGCAUCACCCCGGGACGCGGGAUGAAGACAUGAACCACGGACAACUACCCGAGCAAAAUGGAGAGGCUGGCACCUCGUCCACGGCGGAAAUGAACUUGAAUAGUCAAGGAUAUUCAUUUUCGACCCAAACAAACGAGCCACUGGAAACAGGGCAGCAACCCACAAGACACUCUGGCGGGGUUUCGCAUCCAAUGCGAAGCAUCGAAGAGGAAGAUGUUCCGGAAUUGGAGGCACAUGAAAGGGAUUAUCGCUCCGCGGCUAUUACACGUAUGGCGGCGAGAAGGCAAUCUGCCAUGUCAAGGCUGGGUUCUAGAAUUCUACCAAAUUCGGUCAUCCGGGGUCUUCUCAGCAGUCAGGAAGAAACACUUGCAGAAGGCCAUGCGCACAGACAUGGAUUGGUAUCGAGGACCCCGCCAAGGUCUGAAUCGACACACAGCAUCGGCCGUUUCAGCCCAUUCAGUUCGCUUGGGUCCCGGGGAAUCAAUCGUCGACGUUCCACUCGGGGGCCAUACAUCAUCCCCCCACGUGCAGAAUCGUCGGUCAUGGCGGACACGGCAACAGGCACAUCAUUUCUCGAUAAUGAGACUGAUCCUUUAGCUGUGCCCAGUCGAGGCUCUUGGCGUCGGAGCGCUCGCCUACAUCGAGUGCGUCAUUCUUUAUCAACUCCGAUAUCACAUAUGUUUGGUCAACCUCCGUCUGGGGCUUCCUCACCGCAUGAUAACUCAGGCCUCUCACACAGACGAUCUCUGAGUGAUAGUUUACCUAGCGCCAUGGACACUCGCUUGGAUUUCGGUGAGCCUCUGCAUGAGUUAGAUUCGGUUGAGCCAAGCGUGCACGCGAACGGAGCUGCACCUUCGGACAAUCCCCAACUGAUGCGUCGAUUGCCUGGUCUUCUGAGAGCACGGUCCGCUCGGUCCUUGCGACGAGAAGACCAAACACCUCUUUCUCGGGUGCUCCAGCUUGCCGCGGCCGCCAUUGCAGCUCAAUUGUCUGGCGCCAAUGGGCCUCCCUUGCCAAACAUUCAAGCACUAGGUAACGAUGGGCUGGAUGGGUCACUUGAGAAUUUCAUUCGGAGCUUACAGAGCGCUACUUCUGCUCAGGCUCAGCCAUCGGGACCAGCUGAGGGGCCAAGUAACGCUGAAACGGAAGGACCUUCGCCUCCAGUCAAUUUUCUACGAGUAUUCCGAUUUGCCAACGCCGAGUCUCCUGCUGAUGCCAAUCCACUUGACCGUAGCACCAGCGGCUCUAUGAACCCCGAGCCCUCGCCAGAUGAAAUGUCUGUUGACGAGCCCCCGGAAACAACCGAGGGACGAACAGUGACCCUGGUGGUUGUCGGUGUCAGAUCGGUUUCAGCUAGCACUGGGAGCAGAAGUGAACAAGGACCACCGGUUCCAGGAGGUGCGGGGCUGGAUGCUCUGCUUGGGCUACCUUUUCUUCCACAACAACCCAUUCCACGAACACACGAGGGCACUGGUGAUCCUGGGCAGCGAGCGGAUGGACGCCCAAGACUGCAUAUCCCACGCCCUACAGGCUCUUCGGGAUUUCAGGUUCCCAGCUUACCCGAGCUCUUACGAAAUUCGGGCGCAAAUGCCCCCAGGAGGUUAUCCGACGCCGGGCCUCGUACCGGUCUGCCAGCUUUCCCGCUCUCUGCCUUGUCUGAAAGCCCCCAAGGGCCGCAUCCCCCUCCAUCGACUCCCGCUGAUCAGGGCUUGUCGGCUGUCUCGUCUAGUAGCUCGACGCCGAGCCGCAGGCCGUCAUCUGCAUCAGCCAUGCCACCAAGUAUGUUGCCUCGGCUGCACGAGAAUCACCCUACACAGCUCACUGGGGAGCCUACCGAUGAAUCAGUCCCAGCGCCAAGUGCUGCACGACAGCGUCGCCGGAGUGAUUCCGAAUAUGCUCCCAAUCGUGCUCUUGGCUCCGGGUCGGUUCGUCGCAACGGUGUGGUUGAACCCGACCAGCCUGCCCCAAGCGGAGGUCGAAGCUGGUUGAUCUACGUUGUUGGAACCAAUUUAUCAGAGAACCACCCGGCUCUCACAACUCCCAGUCUCUUCACUGAUAACCCCACAUAUGAGGACAUGAUCCUUCUCUCGUCACUUCUGGGCCCAGCCAAGCCUCCCGUUGCCACCCAAGCCGACAUCAAUUCCGCCGGCGGAUUAUUCCGGCUUGUUGAGUACGAUGGCUCGUUGGUCGCAGAGUCUAUCAAUAAUGAUGGCGCUGGCGUCAUUCGAAUCCAGGAUGGAGAGCGGUGUUUGAUCUGCCUGAGUGACUACGAGGUGGCCGAAGAAGUCCGGGAGCUUGUCAAAUGCAAGCAUGUUUUCCACCGGGAUUGUAUUGAUCAGUGGUUGACUACUGGGCGAAACUCGUGUCCUCUAUGUCGAGGCGAGGGUGUUGAUGAAACACCCAAGAGUGGCCCUGCCGACGCCGCCGCCCCAGCUUCAUUUCCCGACAGUACAGCCAUUUGA
Penicillium odoratum is the source of this 2538-nucleotide messenger RNA. RefSeq names its product RING-H2 finger protein. NCBI's taxonomy places the organism in Eukaryota, Fungi, Ascomycota, Eurotiomycetes, Eurotiales, Aspergillaceae. The transcript is spliced from 3 exons. Gene Ontology annotation, biological process: protein ubiquitination. Gene Ontology annotation, molecular function: zinc ion binding; ubiquitin protein ligase activity. The record is from RefSeq and is a predicted model, not a curated record. Bases 1 to 2538 code for a protein of 845 amino acids.